GUCAACCGCGAGGAGUCACCAUGGAGCUGGAGUCGAGGUAUUACCCUGGCUUGCCCGCGUCGAGUCGUUGCUGCUCGUUUGGUAUUUAUAGUUAAUGAUACUGACGACAUCGUCAGGAUGGACAAGAGACGGUCCGUUGAUGGGAGCCUGCUUGAGCAGGCUCUGCCCAUUCCCAUCCAGCUCUACCUCUGGCGUCAGAUGAGACCUUUCACGAGGGCCAAGCUUGGCAAACUCCACGAGGCGUCGUGCAUGUUUUGUCAACGGGCUCCUGGUCAUCACGAAAUGAAAGAGGCUAGCACUUCAUUCGAGAAGGUGCUCGUCCAGAGUCUUCACAACGAGCUGACGCCCUCCUUAACCGAGAUUCUGAGCAAUGUCCCACGGUGGCGAUUGAUCCAGACAGCCCUUCCCUAUGUUCUCCAUUCGGCGGCCAAUCUUCUGCACAACAGAAAGGAUGUGCAGAAUAUUGGACCGAUGGAGACAACUCUGCUCUACAUUCUACAUUGGUUUCUACUUGACGCUGCUGAGGAGUGCGCCGAGAAUGAUUCCGACAUGGGAACUCAUAAUAAUCCAUUCUACUAUUUUUAUUCUGUACCUACCAUCACGCUCUUUGUAUACCUUUUCGCACCACUCAGCAAUCACCUCAAGGACAUCGACUUCAAGACAAAUCUGCGACUGGAGAAUGGCGUCAAGAUUUGGCAGCCGAUGAGUGAAUACAGACACCCCGAGAGUUCGUGUUUCACUGCUCACUGCAGACCUAAGCCAAGAUCCAUCUGGUGGAACUCCUCGAGGACGGGCAGACAGCAGGCGCCAAGCGAUGUCUUCGUAGGAAUCCGGAAGCAGAAGAGCGAGGACUUCCGGGAGACUGACAGCCCGCCGAGUCAGACAGUCAGCAUAUGUUUUUCAGAACAAAAUGUACCAUCUUCUGCGAAAGGAGAGGAGGAGAGCAACUGGGUGUCCUCACCAAAAGACACGGUCUUUCCUGAGACAAUACCGGAGGAGAGCUCCAGCACUGAGGACGAGCAUGUGGUUAUAUUCAGGCUCCCGUCCCUCACCGAGUCCGAAAAGGCUAUGGACGGGGUUAAAGAAGUUUUUACGAUAUUCUCGGAGGGCGCCAGCAUUUUCCACGUAGCCAUGGGCAGAUCGAGUAGUUCUUCAAAAUCAACUGUUACGAUUGAGCAAAUAACGACCGGCUCCGGAGGAGAUAAUAAGUCGGAUGGGAAAACAACAUUGAAACUUGGGCUGCACGACAAACCGAAAGAAGAUAAAGAGGACAAAGACCGCGAUUCGGCCCCAGACAGCUCCAAAUCCAGAAGCGUACCCUCAGGCCCCCAAGAGCCAUCACCCCCAGAGGCCCCAAUUCAGUCGCGGAGUCGGGGUCCAGCAGCCGACGUCCGCGCCGCUACAUUCCUCGAUGUAGCAGUGAUGAGAUGUCUCUUCGUGUCCCAGUGGCAGGAGGAAGGAAUCUACUGGGCCCUGCAGUUCCUCUACCAGCGGCUGAGACAGAUCAACGAAGAGUGCUCCCACCAGCAAAUGCCGAGGAGACGAAGCAACUCCCUCCCCAUCCCCAAGAUCGAGGUUUCCAUUUAUCAGAGUCCAGAGAGCAAGAAGAGGGAGGAGAUGAAGGGAUUCAUUGAGAUUCCCGACGGCAGGGAGCCGUCGACCAUGUCUGAUCUAGCCACAAUCGCCGAUCUUCCGUACACCGCCACCAAGUCCCAGGAGGGGGAGGGCAGCCACGUGAGAAGGGCCAGUGAGAAGACCAAGAAGAGGAUGAAGAUGGCUGAUCUCAAGGCGUUUGUCGAGACGAAAUUGCUCUCCAAGUCGGAGAAGGCGUUGGAGAAGAUUGGCCAAGACGAGCCUAAGGAUUUAAUCGAUCAGCAACACGAGUCUCACAGAAGUCUUGACACCGGCGACGAUCACCUGGCGAGACAGGCAUCAACCUCGUCCAGGAUUUUUGACGAGCGUGACGUAGAUCGCAUGCAGUAUCCGUCGAACUUGAUCAAGGGAAAGAGCAUGCCAAGCCUUAGCUGCUUGAUUAACGAACUCGCCGCGGGUGGUUACAUCGGUGAUACCAAAGUUGAGAGGAAGCAGGGAAGAUUUUAUAGUCAAUCAUGUACAGCACAAAAUCCUAUAAUCACUGUGACUGAGCACACACCAACCCCUUCACCAGAUUAUUUGAAACGUCAGGGGUCAAUAGACAGUCAAUUGGAUGCAAUAAGCAUCCACGGUAGUAGAUUAAGUUCCGAGAGGAAGCCAAGUCUGACGAGAUCCCAGACUGACUCAAACAUCACCUACACUGGCGACGAAAUCCCGGAAGCGCCAGGAUCCGCGUGUUACAUCACGAAAACAGGAGACAUCGAUCUUCAGGUGCUGCUGAAGGCUGUCCAUUCAGUCUCCCUGCGGGACACCACGUGCUGCACCCUUAGGGUCUGCGAGAGCAUUCUGAACCUCAUUGAGCUCUUGAUAGAGAUGGGUGUCCUGAAGGCCUGCAUCAGGGACGAAACUGGGAGCAAUGCGGGCUCGGCCAACGACGAGAAGGCAGAAACAGCCAGCAGAAAAUACGAUUCACCAGUGAAUGAGCAAGACCCUCGGAAUGAUCUCGAGGGGCGCAACUGGAAUUCCCAUGCACUGAUGAUGAAUGCUGUUCUCAGGGUGAUCAAGCACCUGGGGUGUACCCAUGGCUGCGCCGAUGGGAUUCGCGGGCCUCAGGCCGAUUUCUACAGGUCUCAGGCCCAGACCAUCCUCACUAAGUUGAAUUGCGCCAGCUCGAGGCUGUUCUCGAGAUGGCUGCGCAAUAUGGUGCGCGAACAGCCGAUCACAGAGAUCCUGGAGGUUUUCCAUGCCUAUGUGGGCUUCUGUGUUGAUCCAAGUUCGUUAUUAUCACCGCUUAAUCUUAAACGAAAUGCCAAUAAGUCCCCCGAGGUGCAGCCACAGGCUGGUUAUGCCACGAAUUUCGGCGCUGGUUUGGGCGCUGGGACACCCCUGGGAGUCCCAUCGGCGUCGGUAGCAGCAACGGCCUCGGCGUUAGCUUCGGCCACUGCUGCGUCAGCAACUGCCUCCUAUGGAGGCGUAGGUUACUCAUCGAGAAGUAUAGAGAAUAAAAUUUUAGGAUGUAUAUUCAAAACAUUAGUGACACGUUUCGUCACAAACUCGAAGGAACUCAAAACCCAGGAAAAUAUUUCUAUUUACUGCGAUAUAAAGCAGUUUGUGACGUAUGUCAAAGAGAUGCAUGGCGGGGUGUUUCGUCGGGUAGCGCUGAGUGGCAUUCUAGAUGCGUCAGACAGGCCUAACAAAAGGUGCAAUAGUAACAUAAGGACUACAAGGGUAAUUAGACACAUUCAUCAAUCGGAUUAUGAUGACAACGCUGAUUUGGCGGGGGAGGCCUGUUAUGCGGAUGACAGGGGAGCAAGAAAGUUCCUCUUCAAGAAACGUAGCACUUCGUCCACCUGCGCGCAAUCUGAUGCUUUCGGAUUGCAGAGUCUGCUGGAGACUGAGUUGAGCGAGGAGACUGUGAAGGCUAGUCAGAGUCCUCUCGGGAAUUUGAGGAAAAAGCAUCAUAUUCUGACGCCCAGACAGAGUGAACGGAAUUUGGGAAUUGGGGAGGCUUGCUUGGGGAGGUCAAAGAAAGCUACGAGAUUUCAAAUGGGGGGAAUAGUUAAUUGGUUUAGGAAAGAGUACGGUAGGACAGAUUCAACAGAUAGUCACGAAAGUAGCGAAUCACCUACGGAAGGAAGUUUUGGGAGACAGCCUAGUCUCCGUCGUGGGCAUUAUCGAGUCACUCGUCCAGGGCGAGGAGUCGGUCAAACGUUGCAAAGAGCUAAACGACGAAUGGAGGAUCAACUGGUGAAAAUUGGUCUCACAAAGAGGAGUAAGAAAGAGAAUAUGGAAGAGGUCCCUAGAAAUUAUUUUAGUAGAAGAAAUUCAAUGGAUCUCGGCGACUCCUGCCGCGAAUCCGAGUUUGUGGUUCUCAAAGAACGCCGUCUAGUUCCUAGAUCAGCUGUCUACGAGGGAAUGAGGAGAUUUUCAUUUUUACUGGAGACCUGUCAGCCCGGCGCUGUCCCAGAUCACCACUUGAUAGCAGCUGUACUUGAUCUUCCGUACGCCCCGGUGGUGUCGCGAGCUUCCUUACUCCUAGAGUGUGCACACCUUGUGCACCAGUGCAACAAGGGCCACUGGCCGACUUGGAUGAAGAUAAAUCUUCCGGUUUUCAGGCCCUCGGUUCCGAUGAGCAGUAGAAAUGUACCGACUGGGGUCAGACGGACUCAUAUACUUCAGCGGGCAGCUGGCAAACUUUUUUAUCAAUGGGCUGAGGCAAUUAGUGCGAGGCUAGAGGAAUUUCUGAAUGAGGAUAAACAAAAUGUGGAGCAAGUCAUUGCCAUGAUGUCGGACGAGACGAAGCAGAGGGAGCUGGUGGUAGAGGAUGAAGAGGAAGAUUUUUUAGAUGAAGCAAGCAUAAACACCUACGGAUCCCAGUGUCCCGUCGCCCUCCGAAUGGUCGCCUGCAUUCUCCUCCUGGAGAUAACGGCAUUUCUCCGCGAAACCUACCAAACCCUGCCAAAAUCCAGUCGUCUCUCCACGAAGGAUCGUCCACCACCCUGGGAGAGGAUGUACUCCCGUGACGCUAAUCGUCGCUGGAGCAUGGCCCUGUCAUCGAUGGGACACUCACAGACAUCAGCUCAGAGUCUUCAAUCGAUCGCCGGCGAUCGUGAGACUGAACGAAAGAUCAGCUUUGUGCUUCAUGAGCCUGACAACGAGUCCGAGGGUAGCAGCAAGUCAACGGUGACAAUACAGGGGGAGGAGGCUUUCGAUCGGGACAAGAAGAAAGUACAGCAACAGACAGCCAGGCCAUUUCUACUGAGACGUGGAACAGCUGGAAAUACAGGAUCAUUCAAAAGACGUAGUUUAAAGUUACGUCGGGGUACUAAGGAAGGCAAAGAUAUGGAGUGUGAAGCUUAUGCUGUGAGACGCGCCGAUUCCAUCCAGUCGAAGCGAAAAGUCAGUUCGCUGUCGGAUCGCAGUGACACCUCCGAGCCGGGGUACUGCGGCGAAGUAAGUGGUGAAGAGUCACCUGGCAUUCUCAGUGAUGAUCAGCCACCGGAGAGCCCAAGUGACUCCAACGACACAGACGAGACCAACAAGAACUUUCCCUGGAUGAGGGUGCUCGCGCAGACAGCAGGCUCUUUCAACUUCUACUGCUCACACCAGAACUUCUGUCAUCCUUACUGCCAUCGCAGGCAGAUCAGGGCCUGCGGGAGGCUCAUCAAGUCUGUGAGAAAGGUUUACGGCGAAGAGUUUGGGGUUAUCAAUGGAACGAGUACCUUUGACUUCGAUGCGGAUAAGAAGGACGAUGGGAAGAAGGAUAAGAGAGGGCGGAAGGUGUCUGAUCAGACUAGUGCGCAGGUUUCACCGGUUCGGAGAAAAGACAGCGUCGGAAGGAAGUUCAAAAUCGACAAAAGUCUGGAGGGCUCGCAGUCGGGUCGCCUCACAGGUGGCAAUCGAGACUCCUCGAAGGACCUGGAUCAGGACUCGGACCGGGGCCGAGACUCCUUCAAGAAAUUCUCCUCGGAAGACGACGACGAUUCGAACCACGAGCCCCCGGCCAUCCUCAAAUACAUAACGAAGCAGGUGAAAACUGCAUUUCAUGCCCCCCUGGCGACCCUCGUCAAAGGUGCUGUGGUCAUGCCUGACGAUCUCUUCGCGGAGGUCCUCCCAGUCGCCUGGGAGCUUCUCCUAGAGCCCAACCAGGAAGUGGCGGCCUCCGCGGCGUCCCUAUUUAUAGUCUCCGCAGUGCGCGCCCCAAACCAAGCUAGCGAGAUAAUGCACCAGGGUCUCCAGCACACAUCCCCGGCCAUCCGCAUCAACGCAAUCCUCCGAUUCCAAGUCCUCUGGAAGCUCAGGUAUCAGGUCUGGCCGAGAAUGGAAGAAAUGGCGCACCUGACCUUCAAAGUUCCACCCCCGGGCAUCGAGUUCACCCUUCCCUCCCCGAAAAUCGGAAUAGAGUCCCUCCCAGUGGUCGACCCACCCUGGAUGCCCCAGGGUAAAACCAAAGUCGAAGAAGUGACGAUAAACCAAGAGCGUCACAGAUCCGUCGUAACGGCGACCAAAACCCGGAAGAAGCAGCAGACUGAGGCGAUAAAGAAGGCCCUUCAAGAGCAGGACGAUAAGAAGCGCGAGGAGCGAGAGAGCUUUCUCAUAACAACAAUUCCUAUAACCGUGCAGGCGGCUUAUGAGCCCAGUCCCGUCGGAGAUGAUCACGAGGAUGUGGACGACGAGGCGGGGGAGGCUGUCCCCCGCAACACGUCUCAUCACAGUCAGUCGGCUUUGUCCCUGUUUCCUUCGUCUUUGUGCUCCGCCAUUGUCCAGAUAAUCAAUCUUCUCGACGAUGCUGCUGUCUCGGACGAUGGAAAUGCUGUUUAUGAAGUGGCUUAUCAAGUGAUAUGGAGCUGUCUCGUUGAGGACAGCGCACUCUUCCUGCGCUAUGUUCUCGAGAGACUCACCAGGGAUAAGCAGGAAUUGAUGUUCAAGAUCCUGAGACAUCUGAUAAGAUUUGUCCCCAAAUUGCCGCAGCAAGCGGCCUUCGCUCUUUACAAUUACAUCAUCGGUUAUGUGAUGUUCUAUGUGAGAUCGCCGCAUGAAGAGGGACAGAAACUCAUCGGAACGGCGUUGUCCAUUCUCUGGAUGGUAGUGCACAGUGUUCACGGGAUUAUGUUUAAGGAUUUGAAGCAGAUUCUGAGGAAGGAGCAGUGCGAUGCGUCCAUCUUACUGACGGCUAAUGUUCCGUCAGCGAAGAAGAUCAUUGUGCAUGGGCCACAGGAUCCCGAUGCUGGGGGCAUUCCAUCGCAGUUUCCUGUGCAAGAGGACACGCAGUUCUGUCAGAUUCUCAGGGAGAGCCUGGAUUUCUUCGGGAUCGAGGAGCAGAAGCAUAAGGAGUACUUUCUUGUUGAUUAUAAAACACAUCAAAUUCAUAAUCCUUCAUCCUACGUACGCGAUUACUAUUUUUUCAAGAGAUCACAGUAUCCACAACUCGAGCUUGUCCAUAUGAAACCAGAAGAUGCCUUCAAUGCCCUACAGAGGCAGGAGUUAGUUCACAAAUUCGUUGAAAUUGGAAAAACAUUGCUUACGUGGGCUAUUUUAAAAAAUGUCGAUAUGGUAGUUCAGAGAGUCGUAUUUUUGCACGAGGAACUUAUGAAGUUACCAUCCUUCCCGAGAAAAGCACUCGAGGCAGAUCUUGAUUUAUACAAGGGUGGUGAAAUUGGAAGGGAAUUACUGGGAUUGGAUGUAAUGCACAAAUUCAUGUGGGUACGUCUGAUCGCCCGAAUGUUCGAGGCAAUGGCCGGUAAUUUUGCCUAUUCAGGUGAUAUUCAUCUAUUCCUCAAUGUAUUGAAUGGAGCCCUCGUGCUACACAGCGAAGACUCAUGUAUCCUUCGUUACGUUGUAGCGACGUACAUCAACGCAGCGCACAAUUUCAAAAACAUAUUUUCAACGAACGGUUAUUUACUGAUAAUGCCAUCGCUAUUGCAAUUAUACGCAACACAUCAAACGAAUAAACUUGUUACUACUACCGUAGAGUAUGCUGUUAAGCAGUUUUACAUGAUGAAUCGUAAGCCAUUUAUUCUACAGAUGUUUGGGAGUGUCUCCACUAUUUUGGAUACUGACGAGACGAGCACUCACGGAGAGGCCCACAAGGUACCCUCGACGUGUCUCUUCAACUUGUUAUUGAGUUUAGAAACUCCAUCACCGGAUCCCCUCAACAUUGGUGAACUUGUGAAAGAAGAAAAACCCCUGAAAGCUAUUGAUUUUUGUUACCACGACGAGAACGAGAUGGUCACUGUACUGGACUGCAUAUCCCUCUGCGUCAUGGUGAUAGCGUAUGCAGCUGAUUCCACAAGGGGUCAGCAGAUGUUGAUAAUUUUGGAAGCAAUAUUGCCGUGCUAUGUUCAGCAAAUUCAGUCGCCCACGUACAAUCGUGAAGGAAAGACGGAGAAGGAGAUAAUAAAUCAGUUGGCAAUAGCUGUUCGAACACUCGUGAAUAAUUCCGAAACCCUGACCAAGUACUACAAUGGCCCGCAGAAGUCGAGUCCUGAGCACAAAGGAUCAAGCCAGCGGAACUACGGGAAGGGUCCGUACUCCCCGGGUUUCGACUUCGAGGAGGAGACGCACACGACGAAGUACCUGGAGCACACGAAGGCCAGGAACCUCUACGACCGAGACAGCGAGGACUCUGAGACGUCUCACAAGAACGAAUUCCGAAGGCCUCGGGACACCCUCCUCAACAUGGUGGGAGAGUUCGUGGCGAGGUGUUCGGUGCGACUGGUGGAGCUGAACAAGAAGUCCCAAGACGGCAAGACGAUAGAGCUGCUGGACUCCAAGUGCCACGUGAGACUAGCGGACAUAGCGCACAGUCUCCUCAAGAUCUCCCCCUACGACCCAGACACGAUGGGCUGCAGGGGUCUGCGCAGGUACAUGAACGAUCUUCUGCCGUCGACGGAGUGGUCCAACGACGACAUGAGGCCAGCUCUCACGGUGAUCUUGCGAAGGCUGGACAAGACCUUCAGCAAGAUCUACAAGAAAGCUUCUGUGAGAAGGAACACAGACUGGGAGGCGGCAAGCGAUCUGCUUAAGGGUGUCUACGAGACGCUCUCGAAGUACCCUUACAUCGCGCACUUUCAGUAUCUGAAGACUCUUCUGUCGACCUGCCAGGCCCUCAUCGUCGGCGACAUGGGACAGGUGGAAGUGACGUCUGCCGCGACUGCAGCACUUAUGAGCAAGAUUCCUCCGCAACACUUCUGCUCAACUGUCCUACGACUGAUCGCUCUUCACGUCAUCUCUUUGGGUGAGGGCUACACCUUGGAGAACGUCUGCGGUGGCAACUCAAUGUUCGCUUCGCAGAUUAGAACUGAGAAUGUGCUGUUGAAUCUUCUGAUACCUCUCUUCCUGCGCGUGGGAACUGGGCGGAAAGAUGUGUCGAAACUGAGGCAGGCUGAUCUGAAAUUCGCUCUCGUCGCUGUUCUCAAUACUCUGUGGCCUACCAGCACGAAAAUAGCACCCCUCACCGCCCAGAAUUUGAAAGCAACUGCUGACCUGCGAGCUGGCAGCUUGACGUUCACAGCAAGAGAUCCGAAGACUUCGACCAAGUUAUCGCUGUCGCUUUAUCGUGUGGCCUUUCUAGCCCUGAAGAUCAUGACCAUCUGCUUCGAGACGGAGAUGAGGACCGAGUGGACCAAGAUCUUGAGGACAAUGCGACAGUUGAAUAGGAGGAAUGAGGCCUCCAUUCAUCUGUGGAAUUUUCUGGAAUUCGUAGUGACCCACAGAACAGCUCUCUACAUCCAGAUGCUGCCGUUCAUCGUCCAUAAGAUAGGACAGCCACCGAUUUCCGAGCAUGAACGGAAUAUGCAGAGCUCCAUCAGGGCAAAGAUCAAUGGGGAGACCGUGGUGUUUCCCAAGUCACGUGGCACCCUGUUGGGGGAUUUGUUGCACGAGUUGAGGGAUUUGAAGGAGGAGAUUGAGGACAGGAAGUUCGAUGAGAUGCAGCCGGAACCGAAGAGAAGUGUUGUGGAUAUGCAUCCUAAUGCGCCGAGUACCAAUGAAGGACAGUCGAGGACGCAGAGGCCGUCACUGCUGAUUGAUCUAUUGACUGGGGAUCUCGGGUCGAGGGUGCACAUCAAUAGGACACCUGCGGAGACGCCGGGCUCACACUCGACGACUCUUCAGUCGCUGCCGCAAUCCGUUCAUCAUUCCGUCAAUUCGAGUAGUACUACCAAGUCUUCUGUGCAGAGUCACGCUUCGACGGGUGCGGGCAAUGGGGGGCCUGCUCCCAGAGGCUCGGUAUCCAGUGCCAGCUGUGGCUCCUCCACCAUAAAAGAGGGCGCUGAACUGUCAACCGGAGAAAAUCAAACUGAGCAGAGCGCAGUACCAGAUAGAUCCCAAUCAUCUUCUACUGCUAGUGAUGAACGUAACCAUGUUAAACAUCAUGUUAACUUACAACAUCAAAAGACCUCUAAACUGCGCUUUGUCUCUUCCGUAGAGUAUAGGCACAUUUCAGGAGAAAUUGUGACGAGUCAGCUGAGCCCCAACAGUCCGGCCGAGGACAGCUCCGGCGAGUCCCGAUUAGACAGACCUCGUUUGCAGCGUUCGAUGGGCCAAAGCAAGAGGACCUUUCGCUUGCGAAAAAGUCGAAGGAGUCAUAUUGAGGUGCCUCACCUGAAGCUAGAGCGUCAGGAGGGCUCGUCAUCCCCCAUCCCAGCGACAUCGCAGACCCCUCCAGCCUCGGCUAUCGAGUCCACCACGUUCAGCCUUCCCAUCGACACCUCAUCCUUCCGUUCACGGCGCAGUUGCUCAGUUCGUCUGGGCGAUGGUGACCACGUCUCCAGCCUGAGCCCAGUGGACCAACAGUACCUCCAUCAUCAUCAACAGACCCACCACUACCUCCAUCCUCAAUCAGACGUCUCCUGGGACGACGACACAUCAAGCACAUCAGGCUACCGCGAGUCUUACAGCAUGCAGCUGGUGUCACUCGAGGGUAACAACAAAUCGUCAGCGCCACCACUCGCCUCACCCGAUCUCAAUGACAUACCAUCGACAAGCAGUACAGCAACUAACUACAUGGGCUUCGAUGGCAGCUCACCCGAUUGUUCAUUGAACGGCAGUGGUGGAGAGAAAACAACACUGUUGAAUUCAAGCCAGAGAACAGUAUCACAACACUCACUUAUCAUGGUAUUUCAGGGGCAGGACGAGGACACACUGAUCUAACGAAUCGCUGUAGUAACAGUGUGGCGGACAAAUCAUCGAAUUGUAUCAGUGAAUUUUACAUCUGAAGAAUUUAAACACGAUGAGUAUUUAUACGAUAAUGUUUCACUAAUAGUUGGUAGUAUGCGAAUUCGGGACCGACAGAGGCCUAAACAUUUGUACGACGUGAUUGUGUAAAGGUAAUAAUGUAAGAACACGUUUUAGAUAAAGAGUUAUCAUCAGUU
Messenger RNA from Diachasma alloeum, 10967 nucleotides. It is a transcript of the gene unc80, whose product is annotated as protein unc-80 homolog. Gene Ontology annotation, cellular component: cation channel complex; axon. Gene Ontology annotation, biological process: monoatomic cation homeostasis. Lineage: Eukaryota; Metazoa; Arthropoda; Insecta; Hymenoptera; Braconidae. Bases 118 to 10746 code for a protein of 3542 amino acids. The record is from RefSeq and is a predicted model, not a curated record. The transcript is spliced from 33 exons. Gene Ontology annotation, molecular function: monoatomic cation channel activity.